UCCCGCGUUCAUGUUCUAGUCGGAAACUGUGAAACUCUGAAAUGUCAGACGUAAUAACCGGAUGUAGUUAUACACAUGCCGCGUUCAACGAAUCAGCAAGGGUUAGUGCUAUCCGGGGUCCUACCUUAACCCUAAUCGUAAACCUUACCCUUUUUAUAAAUGGUAACUUCAAUGGGGUAUGGACGUCCCAAGGAUCCCGGAUUGCAUGGACAAAUGAACAAGUCGGACCUUUCCGAGUUUCCUAGUUCCGAUUAGCAAGUGAACACGUCAUCUAUAUGUUCGAAUAUUGGGAAAUUACGAGUCCGUGCAUGCAGACGGCCAUCUUGGACUGUUUACACAAGCUAUCUCCACCUAACGUUAGAUAAAUAUAAUUGUAAAAGUCUAUACCGGUAGUGGUAUUUGUAGUUUUGACACAUUGAUAUAGCUGUGUGAUCAAUCAACCAGUCAAGUGACUGGGCUGCGCACAUUUGUCCCAGCGUCGUCCGGGUUUGGCCGCAACGUUAAUUGUAAAUAAUAAUUUGUUUUUAACUGACUUGCCAAAUUAAAUAAAGGUUACACACGUCAUUCCUUAUGACGAGGGAGGGGAGGUGGGGUUAGUAAACGAGCUCUAAAUAUUUUUGAACAGUCAUCCAACUCGGAAUUCCAAGUCGGAAUCUUUCUAGAGCCCCGGCCUUAAGAUCACUGAUGUCAUGUUUUUACCCUUUUCCGGAGUCCCCACUUUUCUUUAAAGCACCCAAUUUUUUAAAUUAUUAUUAUUUUUUAAACUUCCGAUGACCAGAUCAAAAUGACAGUAGUUCACCCAAAGGCUACACUAUAGUUCAUGUUGUAAUGUUAUGUAUCUUGUCAGCCAAGUGGCACAACUUAAUUGUUUGUUAUACAUGCUCAGUGCAUUUUGUUGAUCGUUUGCGAAUUAAUGAUGCCUAUCAACAUCGCAACUCAUCCACUGACAGUUGACAGUGAGAAGAAGAAAGAGAAAUAGGAGGCACAGUUUAAUGGCAGGGUUUCCAAAAAUGUUUAUGCUGCUGCAUGUGUAGGAGCCAGGCACCUGCACACCACAAAGCCAUGGAUGGCCAAGACGGGAACAGCAGAGGUCUCGUCCAUUCUGGAGGAGAAGAUCCUGGGGGCUGACACUAGCGCUGACCUGGAGGAGACUGGUCGCGUGUUGUCCAUCGGUGAUGGUAUUGCCAGAGUGUAUGGUCUCAGGAACGUGCAGGCUGAGGAGAUGGUGGAGUUCUCUUCCGGGCUUAAGGGCAUGUCUCUGAACUUGGAGCCUGACAAUGUCGGUGUUGUGGUGUUCGGUAAUGACAAGCUCAUCAAGGAGGGCGAUAUCGUGAAGAGAACCGGAGCCAUCGUGGAUGUGCCCGUCGGUGAACAGCUGCUGGGUCGUGUGGUGGACGCUCUGGGAAAUGCCAUCGACGGCAAGGGUCCCCUUGGGUCCAGCAUCCGUAGGCGUGUGGGUCUUAAGGCCCCUGGCAUUAUCCCCCGUAUUUCUGUGAGAGAGCCCAUGCAGACUGGCAUCAAGGCCGUGGACAGCCUGGUGCCCAUUGGCCGAGGUCAGCGUGAGCUGAUCAUCGGUGACAGGCAGACUGGCAAAACCGCCAUUGCCAUCGACACCAUUAUCAACCAGAAGCGCUUCAACGAUGGCACUGAUGAGAAGAAGAAGCUGUACUGCAUCUACGUCGCCAUUGGUCAGAAGAGAUCCACCGUGGCCCAGCUAGUGAAGAGGCUGACUGACGCCGACGCCAUGAGGUACACUAUUGUGGUGUCCGCCACAGCCUCCGAUGCCGCUCCCCUGCAGUACCUGGCCCCUUACUCUGGCUGCUCCAUGGGAGAGUUCUUCAGAGACAAUGGCAAGCACGCGCUCAUCAUCUACGACGAUUUGUCCAAGCAGGCUGUGGCUUACCGUCAGAUGUCCCUGCUGCUACGCCGUCCCCCCGGUCGUGAGGCAUACCCCGGGGAUGUGUUCUACCUCCAUUCUCGUUUGCUAGAGAGGGCAGCCAAGAUGAACGAAAACUUCGGAGGCGGCUCCCUCACCGCCCUACCCGUCAUUGAGACCCAGGCCGGUGAUGUUUCCGCCUACAUUCCAACCAAUGUCAUCUCCAUCACAGACGGACAGAUAUUCUUGGAGACUGAGUUGUUCUACAAAGGUAUUCGACCAGCCAUCAACGUAGGUCUGUCUGUGUCACGUGUCGGCUCUGCCGCCCAGACCAAAGCCAUGAAGCAGGUGGCUGGUACCAUGAAGCUGGAGUUGGCCCAGUACCGUGAGGUGGCUGCCUUCGCACAGUUUGGUUCCGACUUGGACGCUGCCACCCAGCAGCUUCUGAACCGUGGUGUUCGCCUUACUGAGCUCCUCAAGCAGGGGCAGUACUGCCCCAUGGCCAUUGAGGAGCAGGUUACAGUCAUCUAUGCUGGUGUGAGGGGACACUUGGACAAAAUGGACCCAACCAAGAUAACAAAGUUUGAGAAGGCUUUUCUUCAACAUGUUCUCAGCCAGCACCAGGACCUCCUAGCACAAAUUAGAGCUGAUGGCAAAAUCUCAGAAACCGCAGAUGCCCAGCUUAAGCAGAUCGUCUUGACCUUCCUGGCAAGCUUUGAGUAGUCUUAUUUUUGGUCAACUAUUUUGUCAAUGUUUGCAUAGUGCGGAUGUUAAACUUUGAAUCUGAAAAUAAAGUGGCAUUUGAUAUUACUGUACAGAUGUCUCCUAACAGAGAAUAAAGUCUUUCUACUCCAGGA
Oncorhynchus nerka (sockeye salmon) is the source of this 2733-nucleotide messenger RNA. It is a transcript of the gene atp5f1a, whose product is annotated as ATP synthase F1 subunit alpha. The coding region runs from base 1067 to 2599 and encodes 510 amino acids. Gene Ontology annotation, biological process: proton transmembrane transport; proton motive force-driven ATP synthesis. Gene Ontology annotation, molecular function: ADP binding; ATP binding; proton-transporting ATP synthase activity, rotational mechanism. The record is from RefSeq and is a predicted model, not a curated record. The transcript has 11 exons. NCBI's taxonomy places the organism in Eukaryota, Metazoa, Chordata, Actinopteri, Salmoniformes, Salmonidae.